GAAAUAGUGGGUCUGCAUUACAUAAUCUCUCAUCGAUGGUGUAAUCCUUCUCCUUUUUACAGCUUUACUUCGGUAACGUACUUUAUACAUUAUCAAUGGGUCCAAACAGGAUUUACAUCAGUGUAGGAUAUGCCACGUUCGGGAUGCUGGUGGGGUUUUCGGCGUUCAUCGUGUGGAAUGUGGUUUAUAAACAGCCCUGGACGGCGGCGAUGGGCGGAUUAUCAGGAGUCCUGGCACUCUGGGCUUUGGUCACCCACAUCAUGUACAUUCAGGACUACUGGCGCACAUGGCUAAAGGGACUCAAGUUCUUCAUGUUUGUCAGCUCGGUCUUCUCACUCCUAGCUGUUGCUGCUUUCGCCACUUUUAUAACUCUAUCGGUUAUAGAAAAGCAGUCAUUAUCUGACCCCAAAAGCUUCUACCUGUCAGCCGUGUGGAGUUUCAUGACUCUGAAAUGGGCUUUUCUGCUAGGCCUGUACUCCUACCGCUACCGCCAGGAGUUUGCUGACAUCAGCAUCCUCAGUGACUUUUGAUUGGCUCCUUCAGCUCUUAUGGAUUUGUAGUUGCCAGUCGGUGGCUUCACCUGCCAACAUGGAGAAGGUGGAAGGAUGGAUGGAUGGUUUUCCUUUUUUAAAUACCGUCUAACGGCCUCUUUCUUUCACAGAAAAGACUCAAAUCUCAUCCCCUCCUUCCCUCAGAUUCAGGCCCUGUAGUAAGAAGUCAGUGAACAUCAGCCUCUUUUCUUGUCGCUUUGAGUUGAUAAGGGGUUUUCUACUGAUGCUGGAUGAAGGUAUGUCAGUGUUUGAAUGCAAGUGGAUACACUAAUAUAUGGACACAGGAUGUUGUUACUUUACUCAGGGCAACUUCUUUCCAAAAUGUCAGAUGUGAAAUGAAGGCUCUCCUUCACUGUCAACAUGUGCAAAUACUGUAUUCUUUGGAAACAGCUUGUUAUUGGACUAGUUCUCUUUAAAAUGAUGCUUUUGAAGCUUUGAAGGGUGGAUAUUAGUAUCUCAGAGCAGUGGCUAGACUUUGUGGUCGGUUGACAGCUGGACCAUACAAUCAAUUCAGACACAGCAUUGGUAUUUGUAGGAAAUAAUAUAGUAAACACUGCAUUGUAAACACAUGUACGAAGUGAGUAAGAAGUAAUAAGAUCCUGGUGGAUGAGGGCAUUGCCUUUCACUAGGGAUGGGCGAUACCAAUUAUUUUCUUUUUGAUCCAAUACCAAGUAUUUCAAGACAAGUAUCGUCAAUAUCAAUAUUCAUUCAUUUUCUUUUCGGCUUAGUCCCUUUAUUAAUCUGGGGUCGCCACAGCGGAAUGAACUGCCAACUUAUCCAGCACACGUUUUACGCAGCGGAUGCCCUUCCAGCCGCAAUCCAUCACUGGGAAACACCCACACAUUCCCAUUCACACACAUACAAUACGGGUAAUUUAGCUUACCCAGUUCACCUAUACAAUGUCUUUGGACUUGUGGGGGAAACCGGAGCACCCGGAGGAAAACUCACAUGGGGAGAACAUGGAAACCCAACACAGUAAUGCCAACUGACCCAGCCGAGGCUCGAACCAACGACCUUUUUGCUGUGAGGUGAUCGUGCUACUCACUGCGCCACCGUGAUGCCCAAUAUCAAUAUUGAUACUUCAAAUAAAUAUUUUAUAGUGAUUUUAUAAUGUUUUUUAAAAUCACCUUCAGUAUCAUUAUUAAAUAAAAUAGACAUAAUUCCUUUUUUCAUUUAUUGACAUUACAAAACGUUAUUAAUUAAUCAAAAAUUUGCUAUAUAACACCAUAUAUAACAAAAAAAAUAACACAUUGCACAAACUGUUUAAUUAAAAAAAUAUUUUUAUACAUUUCUUCCCUUUAACUUUUUUUAAUGAAACAAAUGACUGUUGACACUCCUUUCGGGCCUGUUUUUCUUUGAUCAGUGGCGUAUGGUUUUGUGACAACUAUCACACAAAGCCUCGUCAUUAUUAACUGGAGUAAAAUAACUCCAGAUUAUAUUUCUAUUUCAUUCAGUCAUAAUGGCCGCAGCCCCGUGCUCGAGUUUUAAAAUCUGCACUGGGUGUGUGUAUUGUGCUUUGAGAGUGUGAGGCUGUGAGCAAACACUGACCCGUUAGCGGAGAUACGGCUGAAGAAUAUUAUAGUUCCCAUUCCUGUUUCUAAUUUAGAAAAUAUUUAUAUACUAUGUGGCACUAUCAUUAUUACUAUUAUUAAGAUAUUUAAAUCAGUGAUCACACAUUAAUAAAAAAAAGCAUGGAAAGGAUCGAUACUUCUAUCUAAGAAUCAAUCUUUUUGAUACAUUGCCAGUAUCGAAAAUAUCGAUACUUUAGGAUCGAGCUGCUCACCCCUAUAUCUUUCAUUACACUCUACUCUCAAAGUUUUCAAAUAAUGUUAUCACAUCACCAUCAUCACAUCACCAUUUGAGACUAGAUGUCUUGUAGCUGUUACUGAUGGCUGCCUUCAAAAUGUGGCAAAUGUUUUAAUGAGACAUUUGUUAAAAAGAAAAAGAAAAGGAGUAAUAUUUGUUAAUAGUCUCUUGUACUAUUCAGCAGAGACCACUAUAGAACAACCAAAUAUUAUGCAGACACGUAAAGGGAUAGUUCACCCAAAUAUGAAAAUUGCCUCAUAGUUUAUUUUCCCUCAUGUUUUUUUUUAAUAAUUAUUUUUUGGGGUUUUUUACCUUUAUUGGAAAGGACAGUAGAGAGUAUUGACAGGAAAGCGAGGGUAGCAGAGAGAGGGGAAGGAUCGGCAUAGGAUCGCGAGGCGGAAUCAAACUCGGGUCGCCGUGAGCACUGGAGUGCAUGUGUCGACACACUAACCACUACACCACUGGUGCCGACCCCUCAUGUGGUUUUAAACCUUCAUGAGUUUCCUUCUUUUGUUGAACACAAAAGAAGAUAUUUUGAAGAAUGUUGGUUGCUGGGACCCAUCGCCUUCCAUAGUGGAAGUCAAUGGCUGUCAGAAACCAAAUACUUUGAAACAGUGACCGAUUUUGCAAAGCAAUUAGUUGGAAGCUUUAAAAAGCUUAACUCCUCCAAUCACUAGUAAUUGUAGCAAAGUAAACUUCAGUGUGACUAUGAAUUUUACCUCAAGAACUGUGUUCCACAAACACAAGGUGUAAAAAUAAGUAUAUGUGAUUUAUCUAUGUUUUGCUCUGAACAAAUACAUGGACCAUAACCUGCAUAUCUACUGUCCACAAAUUCUUGGCAUUGUUUGGUGUCUCACUGAAAUAAUCCCUGAAGUUGAGACCUUUUUGCAGUUUUAUUUUUGGCUCAUUUUUGACCAUUUUCUAUUUCAUCUAAAAUUCAAUAAUGCUGUUUUGUUUGUUAUUCAAUGUACUCUAUUCACCUUAUUCUUUGCCGACGAGCGGGUGCAGCCAUUUGAAUCUUUUUGGCUUGAGACUUCCGGUCUAAUUCACUUCCAUUCAUUUUUAGACAUUAAAAACUCCUCGUUACGCUGCUUGAUGUUGCAAACUGAUAUUUUCUUAAUAUAUUAUUCUACUUGGUCAGUAUGGUAAUGCAAACAUUUGUUUGUAGAGCAAGUAGUUUGACCGUUUUCUGCCAUUUAUUAAUCCUAGUCAUUUCUCCCAUAGGGGACCUAAUCGGAAGUUCUAAAACAAUUGCGAAAACAGGCGCACUUCCGCAUUUUAGAAUAAGAUCAAUACUUUGAGUGUCAGCACUGAGGUCCACUUGCUUUCUGGCCUGUCCACUGUUUCAGAAGGAUAGUAUCCAUGCUAAACUUUAAAUGUCCAAGUUAAAAAUAUGCAUUCUUAGGGUAUUAGUAUAGAUCAUUUCAAUGUGGUCAUGUCAUUGGCCCAUGAACAUUUCCUGCUUAUCAAACUAUUUCAUAACUGUAUGGUUAACUGUAUCAUAACUUAAUGUUAAAACAGCUAGCAUAAAAUUAUUUAUUAAUAUGGGACUCUUUUUGGAUUGUCGGAUGCUAUAGAAAUUAAAAAUGUAAAACAGGAAACGCUUUGGGACCAUUGCUUUUGUUUACAUCCCUCAAAAUGGUCUAUAAAGUCUUUAGGGUUGAAAACCCAAACCUGCUGCUUUGCUGGGAAUGCACUAGUAGCAAGUUGUUUUCACUAUAAAGGUACAAUAUUUGCACAUUUUAUCUGAACGAGAGUAUGAUGAAGGACUUGAAGGAUGAUCUGACUUUGAUUUAAUGUUGGAUUUAUUGAUUUGGUUUGCCAUUAUUUUCAGACAUAGUGUUCAUCAUUGUUUGCCAUAUGUUGUUGUGUUUAACGUGUUGUUUAUAUUGAGAUUUAUUUAUGAAUAGUAGUUGAGGAUUAUCCACGGCUGUGUUUGGAACUGCAUACAAGGAUUUCUGCUGUAUGUACACUUACGUUCAGAAGUUUGGGGUCGAUGUUUUAGAAAAAAAACUACUUACUGUGUUUAUUUGUUCCAAAAUACAGAAUUCAAAGUAGCUGUUUUCUAUGUUAAUAUGCUUUUUAAAUGUAAUUUAUUCCUGUGAUGGCAAAGCUGAAUUUUCAGUAGUCAUUCAGUCAGUUUUCAUUAUCACGCAGUAAUUUGAUGUUUAAGUAACAUUUAUUUUUGUCAUCGAUGUUGAUAAUCCUGUAUUGUGAAACUUGGGAAGUUCAACAGAAUUCCAAAAAAUUUAUAAAUGUAAAAUAUUUACUACAUUUUGAUCGUAUUUUUUAAACUACUGAGUCAGUAGUUUAAAAAUACGAUCAAAAUGUAGUAAAUGUAGUAAAAAGUACUGACCCCAUUCUUUUGAAUGUAUGCAUUUGCCAACUAAGCACGCUACACAUAACACUAUAUCCCACAAUGCAGUGCGUCACUUUUUAACAUCUUUCUUGACUCGUUAUUUAAUCACAUUUAUAAAUGCCAUGCAAACAUACAACGUGCGUUAUUACUCACUGUAGAAAUUUAAGGCUUGUUUUGCAUACUAUGCUUAUAGGCAUAGUAAAUAUUCGGCAGUAUCACUAGUAUACUGUUCCGAAAGGUACCCAUGAUGCAUUAUUUGUGUGCAGUUCCUCUGUUUGCCACUAGCUGGCGUGGUGGAGCAAUUGAAUGGUGAUCCGUCAUCAACAGAUCACAAUGUUAUGUAUAAGCACUAAAGUACACAGAAUUAACCAUAUUGUUUAAUGCUUAUUAUCUGUCAUUUUAAGUGUAAAUUUUGUUCAGAAUGUUCUACCAGACAAAACAAGCAUGUGUUUAUGUUUUCAGAGUCAUUUAGUCCAUUGUGUUGAAAGUCUGAUGCUUAAGUAUGUUUUCUGACAAUUUGCUGGUGUUGAAGGAGUAGUUUCCCACAAGAAUACACCAUUCACCAUCACGCCAUUUACAUUCAAAGAAAUUAUUUUUGACAACGGGUUUGGAACAACGUUGUACAUGAUAAAAGGUGAGAAAAUGAACAAAACAUUACUUUUUUUGUAGCCAAAAAGUAACAAAAACGGACUACUUUGCACUAGGUCUCUGAGAUACGUUACAUUAUUUGUAUCAAUUCUUUAAAAGAGUUUUACCAACAUUUGACUCAUAGGUCAUAGCAUGUAUGUAAAGCAGUUUUGUACUGUUUGCUUAACCAGCUGUAUUCAGAUUCAUCGUUGAUUAGAGUUCUACUACCUGCAGUUUAAAACUUUGCACAUUACUUGUUAUAUUUCAACGUUUGAAGGGGAUUAAAGUGAGAUUAAAGUUGAAUUUAUCCCACAAA
Danio aesculapii is the source of this 5659-nucleotide messenger RNA. RefSeq names its product solute carrier family 48 member 1a (gene slc48a1a). Gene Ontology annotation, molecular function: heme transmembrane transporter activity; heme binding. Gene Ontology annotation, cellular component: lysosomal membrane; plasma membrane. The record is from RefSeq and is a predicted model, not a curated record. NCBI's taxonomy places the organism in Eukaryota, Metazoa, Chordata, Actinopteri, Cypriniformes, Danionidae. Gene Ontology annotation, biological process: heme transport. The transcript has 3 exons. Bases 96 to 530 code for a protein of 144 amino acids.